AUGAGCAAGGACAAGCAGAGCAAGCAGGUGCCUGAGCCCACCGAACCUCUUAGCCCAUCAAAAGGGCAGAAACCCCAAAGGAUGCCCAAGUGUUCCCGCUGCAGGAACCACGGUUUUGUGUCUCUUCUGAAAGGACACAAACGCUUCUGCAACUGGAGAGAUUGCCAGUGUCCAAAAUGUAAACUGAUAGCAGAGAGGCAGAGAGUCAUGGCGGCUCAGGUAACCACCGUUUUAUUGAUUCAAAUUAGCGCGUGACGUUAGCUAGGGCAAAGUAACGGUUCUUAAGUGUCAAGGCUCGUAGUAAAAAAAAACAUUGCGCCAGUAAAUACUACAUGUAAAUGCUUAAACACUAUGUGUAUAUUUUGUUAUACUUCUGAAACUAUAGGGACAACUUUUCUUUAGUUUUUGUUUUUUAAUUGCAACGACGUCGCCAAGGCAAUUUCGAUGUAAUUGUAGCUAACCUAGCUUGGAGCGUUAAAGGCAUAGUUGUCAUUUAUGACUAUGAUAUCUAUAGGUGCAGGAUUUGCUCACUGAACGUUAUGAUAUUGUAUUUUGAAUGUAUUGCUACACUUAUUGCUAACAGCAGAUAGUUUAUAAAUAGAGCUAAAUCAAAAGGUAUGCAAGAGUACCCCCCCCCCCCCCCAUAUUCAUUACUUUGUAACGUUGCCCUGUCGAUUUAAGGAUUUAAGAGCUUUUAACUACUUUCCCGCCCCAGAAUUAGUAAAUUAGAAAUUCAAAUAAAAUCAAAAAGAAUUUCUUUAGCACAUUUCAUGCUAUAACUGUGCUCUGCAUAAUUCACAGUUAUGUAUUUCGGUGUAGAAAUUGUUGGAAAAUACUAAUCAAAAGCAGAUAUUGAGUCUGAACCACAAAGUCAGUAGAAGAAAGAGAGAUAGAUUUUACUUCUGUUCCUUUAGGUUGCCCUGAGAAGGCAGCAAGCUCAGGAGGAGGAGCUUGGGAUUUGUAGUCCUAUGACUCUGUCUGGCCCUGAGGUGAUGGUGAAGAAUGAAGCAGGACCAGAUUGUCUGUUCUCUGUGGAGGGACGAUCCUCAACACCUAACGGUAUGUCUGUGUCAUUACUGACUGUCACAGGUUAAGUAUUGUCAACUGCAUCUUGCUCACUAUCCCAUACUUAAAUUAUGAAGAGGUAGAGUUGGCGCCGUCUGCAGCAGUUUAUAACCUUGUUUCCUGUGCCAGCUUUUUGCCUCGAUGCCCUCAUAGUAACAGAUAUACCUAAAUGAAAAGUAUCCAAGUAUGAUCCUUUGUAUGACAGGCUUUCGUGCUUACACUCAGAAAGUUUAGGAGAGAGUGAAAUGCAGCAAAGAGACACAGGUUGGAAUCAGACUUGGGUCGCCUACUUCAGGUACUAAAGCCUGUGUACUUCAGAUGCACGAUCCGAAUACUAGGACAAGCUGGCACCUUGGUGAAAAUCCCUCUAAUCUGAAGUAGUUAAGUAUUUUGUGAAAAAUGUAUUUUUUUAAUCUAUAAAACGGUCUACUUAUUCAUCUUUAAAGUUGACAAGCGCAUCUUGAUUUUGAUCCUUCAAACAAAUUAAAAGGGAAAUCUUGAGUAAACCCACUGAAAUCACCAAAGAAAGUAGGGAUGAGCCAGUUAAAUAAACAUACAUGGAUGAACAGAGUAAAAAUCUUGCACUCUAGUUGAACCAUUCUUCAACACACUCCCAUGUGCUUCUUCAACCUAUCUAAUGCUCAUUAGAGGGAGCAUCAGGUUGUGAGACUCUGUCAUCAAACGAGACAUUUUUCUGGGAAAUUAGUGAAAAUGAAAACUGAUGCGGUUGCACCAGCAUAAAUAGGCAGGGUGAAGAAUUAAACAAAGACAUCAUGUUCUUUGCCGGCCUGAUAACGCAUAUGAAGAGUUGACUGUGGUCAAGGCUGCCCAUGUCUUCUGCAUUGUGCUCUUGUGAGAACGAACUUUGGUCCCCUGGCUUGGCAACAGAGAGGAAAGACCGAGGAGGAACAAGGAGUCAAGCACUCUGUGACUCACUGAUGACAAGAAUUAGAACAGGGACAACAAAUGUCAUUAUCUUUGGCUUCACUAGUGAACAUUGUCUUCACUGUGAAAGACCAAAAGAUCACAGUCUGCCUGAGAGGAAUGUGGCCUUGUCGAUAAGGAAAGAACAGCUGAUAAUGAGCAUGAUUUGAUGGACAUUUUCAUCCUUCAUUACUUACGUACUGUGACUUUAUGUUGCAUUGGUCUGCUCAACUGACAUGAAAAAUACUUGUCACCUGCAGAUGGUGCUGUUGAUAGCAGUUUGAGCUUGCUGUGAAAGGCCUACUAUUGAAAAAUCUUGUGAAGAUCAAGUGUUGUCUUCUCUUUUCCAGAUCUACUGCAAGUUUUGAUCAGUGUAGACAAUGUAUAUAUCAAUGUUUCUGUUGAUUCUUUUUUUUGCUCUGCAUCAGCAAACCUUACACUUCAACAUAUGUCUCUUUGAGCUUUGAUAUUUGGUGCAAUGUUCAUCAAAAUGUGGUUAGAUGGUAAGUAUUUGCAGGGUGAUUAAUAAAGAGCAGCAGGAAGGAGAGGAGAAAUCCUUAUACUUAUCCUUGGUUCCCAUAAGUUUCUUGGCCUCACAGUUUAAUCUGAUGAUGACCCCCGGGUCUAAAUUUUGCAGCUAGUCAACAUUUAAAUGUAAUAAUGAAUAUAUAAUUGGACUCCUUUUGGAUUGAUAUGUUAAAUUGAAAAAUGAUCUUUAUAUACUAAAAUGUAGUCAAAAAAAUUUCCGCAUUUUGUCUUACAAGACGAGUAAUAUUGUGCAGACCUUUUACUCAUGAGUGUAGAUACUCAGGUAUUAUUUCUUAUCUUUCAUCUGUAUGUUUAUUUUCUUCGUCAGGGGGUCGCUCAGCUUCGUCCCCCAACCUGUCAGCUGGUUCCCGUUCUCAUACUGAGGGAUCAUCAGACCUACUGCUGGAAACCCCUUAUUACAACUUAUACCAGCCAUCACGCUACCAGCCCUACUAUAGCAACCUCUACAACUACCAACAAUACCAGGUGACCAACAAUAUUCACUCACCUUUAAUUUAGUGGCAUUCAUGCUGUUAUUUUACUAACUUUUACUAGCUCCCUAGUACACAUGCCAGUAGCAGAUUAUUUGUCCCUGUUAGGGAAUUCAAGUUUUUGAUGCUGAUUUUUGGUCUUUUUCAAAGGAGGAAAUGUGUUUGUUGGAGUCACAUAGAAAGUGAUUGAUUUGGGUCAGUUCUUAAAAUGAGCACAUAAUUUUUCUCAUAAUACAAGGUAUACAUUUGAAUAAAUUUGCAGGAAAAUUGGCAAAACAUGUGAGAGCUUGUAUUGGGCAUUUUCCACAUAACAUUUCAAGGGAACUGUUCUACUACUGUAAUUAACACAAAAUGCACAAUAUCUUUGAGUGUCUCUGUCUGGGUGUAUACAUGUGUGGGUUAGAGGAGUAACUUCCCAUAUGAGCCGCUUCAUGCACACCGAAACAUGAGAUAAGCCUCCCAGCUACAAAUCAACUCAGCAUGAACAAGGCUUACUUUCUGUGAACUCAUAGCUGUCACAGUUAUAUAAAAGCUGAAUACUCCAGGCCAGCAGACUCAGCCAUGUGAAGACAAAUUGAUAUAUGAAACGUUUAUGUUGUCUGUCUGUGAGAUAUUUUGUCCCUCUUAAUGACAUUUAGAUGCAAAAUACAAUUUUGCAAUUUUUUAUGUCUGAUGCAUCAGAGACAAAAGGGGUUGAAUCAUGAAAACUCCCACAUAUUGACAAACUCUGCGUUGAUGCUGAGAGAUUCAGUGCUGGAACUUAUUCAGGUGAGUUUAACCUCUAAAAAGUGCAAUAAUUUAUAUGAAGCUAUAAUAUAAUACAAUAUAUACUUCAAAGAAUAGAUGGUUUGUCCAAAUUGGCUUUUUAGUAUCUCUGUAAUGCUCAUUCCAGGUAUGAUUUCAGUUUAAUGGACAACUAAUUUUAAAGCUUUACAUGUCAGAGCAACUGAGUACGAUUACAAGUAAAUAAUUCUUUUGAACCUCUGUACAAACAAAACUUUUUAUUGGACUUGGUCAAGAGGGAGAGAACAGCAGCAACAUUAUUUCUUAACCCCUGUUUGUUUCUUGGAAUGAUUAAAUUCAGAACCUAAAUCAUCUUUUUAAGGGAGCUAUAGCUAUUUUUCUAAAAAUGGUAUCUAUCUGUGAAGGUCAUUUAAUUAUACUCACAGAAUGCAACUGUGCGAAAACAGAAAACUAUGUGGAAUAUUGAAGUUUAUUUCUUUGCCUCUAAUUUUUGUAAAAUGUAUUUUUACUUUCUUUACCAUAUAGAGUGAUUUUUUUUCUCCAAAUACCUACAUUUUUGCUACACCAUAAGAGACAAUAAUAAGACAGUACCAAUUAUCCCGUUCUCUCCGAACACACACACUCGCAGCCCUGCUUUCACUAAUCUUUAUACUCACACUGAUUUAUGUUUAAAUGUAUCUCUAUUGUGUCAAAUGAAAUGAGCUUGUGCGUGAAGCAAAUUAGAUCCAUAACUCUGCUGUGAUCUCAGAUGAGCUGGUUUGAUUUUUUUAUGAAGAGCAUUUGUUCAUCCUUUCUCUCCUCUCUUCACCACCCCCUUCAUCCUCCUCCUCCUCCUCCUCCUCCACGUUCCCCCAAUAGCAACAUCUAGUUUUGGGGUCACUGCCUCCGCUAACCUGCCAGCACACGGCAGAGCCUGAAUUGCAAAGGUUAAUGGUAUUGUCUGUCGGCAGAAGAACAAACCGCUAUGCCUCAGUGCUCGAAGGAGAAAGUGAGCACAUUAAUGCUAAUCAGUUAGCACUCUUUAGCAUAAUUUAGCCAUCCUCCUUAGUGAUUUAUGAUAUUUUCAGUGAAGGUGUCAGGUUGAGAGAGCUACGUGCUACGGUUAUUUAAAUUCAGAGACCACUUUUUUGUAUUUGCAUGAAGAGCUGGUUAUAAGGAGAUAAAUUCUAGUGCCACAACUAAAUUGUUGUACAUUUUUGACUCAAAAUGUAAGGUUAUAAUCACAAAAACUGAUUGAAUAUCUCCUGGGAAAUCAUAGCUAAAAUAGAGACAAAACAAGCAGCCAAUCUUUGUAUUUUUAACCAAAUUGGAACAACUGUCUCGACUACACUGACUUCUCUCUUGUGUCUCCUUUACCUGCCCUAAACCUUCACAGUUUGAUGGGCUACACUUUAAACUGAUGUGGCCAACCUUGAGUGACUCUAUUUGAUUUUGUCUCCAUAUUUGCUGUGGACACAGUUUUGGGCUGUAAUGUCUUCUCUCCAUCACUUUUACUGAGUGAGUUUCUCAGGGUGCUUCUCUUUUCUUCUUUCAAACAUCCCGCACAUGUCCUGUGUAUAGUUUAUUAUUUUAAACUGAUACUAUCUGAAUCAGUUUUGCGAUGUAAAUUGCAAUUAACACCCAUGAUGUGUCAGCAUACUUUGAAAGGCAGGGUCACUUAUGAGUUCAUUGUUUGUCCCAAACGGAGGAGGCCUUGUUGUACAAAUUUUUAAGAAAAUAUUACUCUCGUUUACUGAUGUAUUUCUUUCGAGACAACUACUGCAACCUUUAAAACUAAUACAAAGAAAAGAAAUGAAUAUGCAGUAACAGGCCAGUGCUCAAUCCCACUUCAGCAACAAACACUGCUAAUUUGCUGAUCAUUGCAACUGUGCAUGGUGUGUGACAUAACCGUAUGAGACCAUUUCAUGAUGUCUUUGUAACAUACCAGAACUGCUCUUCAUCUGCUGUAAAAAACAUCUGAAGGUUUGUAAUAGCAUCCCAGAAAUAAAACUUGAAACACUAGUUUUUCCUAUUAUCUAAAUACUCUAAAGGUUAUCUGUGACAGCCGUCCAUUAGCUGUCAAUCUCAGAACAUUUCCGGACUACAUGGAAAUGAUUUGCAGGAGUAUCAGUUUAAUGUUUUGCACUAAUUGCAGAGGAUUUCCAGAAGUGGUCAUUCUUUCUUAGUCAGCUUAAGUGCACUUGGACAAAACACAUCCACUCCGUUUUACCUGCAAAAAGUUCAGCAGUGUAAUGAUUCCUUAUAAUUCAUCAAACCAAUGUAACAUGUUGUCACAACAAAGGGAUCUUGAGCUUUUCCCACUUCUUAAUCAAAACCCACAAGUCAACACUGUGGUCUUUAUCAGCAUGAGGCCAUCUACCUCAUCCUCCGCUCUCCUGUGCACUCAGUGGUGCUUGGCAGUCAUGCAGGUGGAUGACGAUGAUAAUGUAAGGGUGGGGUAGAGCUUCCAGACAGGUGAUGGUGCCAGAUAAGAAGACGAGCCCUGUCAGGGAGGUAAAGAAGCCCCCCCAGGAGCUAGGACAAAUCAUCUCACCAAAGGUUUUCGUGCUUAAAACAUAUUAACUGUGUUACCAAGUUGUUGCCAAGAGUCUAAAAAUGUUUUUCUGUCCACAACCAAUAACUGGAACUACAAUCUUUCAUAUUUCAUGUACUGUAUAUAUUUCAUAUAACAUUUUACUGAGUAAAAGCCAGUGCAGGGAAAAUGUUUAGUUUUAAAAGAGCAGGUUGGGAAGAUAUGUUUAUAAAAGUUAUCAUUAGGUCAUCUUUACACUCUGCAGUGUUGUUGUGUAUUAACCCUCAUGUACCUUCAGUGUCAGACAAACUUUGCCACCCACUCUGUUAGUAAUAGGUGUGUUGCAGUUUAGAGGAUUUAUGGUUCAACUAGGUUGUAGGUCACCGCAGUAUGAUUUUGGUACAAACACAAGAUUGGAUUUCUUUCUCCUUCAUCUCAAAAAACACUUUACUGUAGCUCUGAGGCCAUUUAUGUUUGAGCAAUUUAACCAGUCAGUCAAACAAAUGGAGAUGUGAGACUCUGUGCUGGUGGGCCAACAUUAUUGCAGAGCGAAUCCCAGAGACUCCUGGCCUUUCACAGCACUGUAGCAUAUUUGAAGUGGUGUACACUCCCAAGGAACUGGUUAUCAGUUUGGCCUUUGUCGAAGAAGAGGAGAAGAGGAGGCAACCCACACUGAUUGAGACUACUUCUAGUAAAAAAAAAAAACUUUUUGAGUUCUUUUAACUCAUAAUUGUCUCAAGUUCAUGUUCAGUGUCUCUCAAAUCCACUGGGGAAAUAGGACCCUCUUUUUAAAAUCAGAGAGGGCCCUACAGCCUCUCGCAUGAUCCCAGCAGUUUAAAACCUUAUCACAAAGUAGCAGUUUUAAGGAUUUGAGGCAGCUAUUGAGAAAAGCAGCAGGGAUCACAUCGGCAUAGGCUUUGCCAAUGAGCUGAUAUCUGUCAACAAAGCCUAUAUUUGCCAGUAUGGAUAUUCAACCCAUACACUGGUGCAUCCUCACUUUGAAUGCCUAUUUACAUGUCAGGGAAAUCAGUGGCUUUUGAACAUCCUAAUGAGCAUACAUGCAAUUAGUCCUCAGACCUACUUAAGGCCUGUUGAACCAAGCUUGUACCUAUAAAUAUCUUCUGUCUACAAUAUGAGUCUUACUCAAAGCAACAAAAUAACGACCUAAAAAAAUUCCAUUUUUUUUUUUAAACAAUUUUUUUUACAUUUUAAUGCAAUGUUGUUUUUUAACAAUGUGUCAUAAAAAUAUGUGUGCUUACCUUUAUUCUAGUAAAAUUGCUCCUCAGCAGUAAUCACUUAAAAAGCUGUGUGACAAUCUUACUAGCAUGUGAACCUUUUUCUGUGAGCAAAGCCCAACUUCUAUUUUGUGGCCAACUCUCACAAAGACAGGUUUGUUUGGUGCUGCUGUUUGUGUCCUGCAAAGCGAAAGCUUUGUGCACUCUCAGUACCCCAGUCCAAUCUGGAUUGUAUUUUUCACAGUCUAAUACAGGAGCUGAGUGUAGCUUAAAUAACAGUUUAUAAAGCUGUCGGAGAAUUGAUGGUGUGGACAAUACGGGUGACAUAUUACAGGCUGACAGAAAUCAAAUUCCAUAAAAGUGAAAUUGAAAACCCUCCGUGAGGCAGCCGUGCUGCUGAGUAGACAGCUCGUUUUAAAGUUUUCAGAGGACUGGAGAAAACCAGCGUGGCAUGUUGCAGACCAUUUUUAGUGCAGACCACAGACCCGUGAAUUCAAAUACUUAUAAUUCUCUGUCAUGUAUUAUUUUAUCUCCCAUAUUUCCUACUUAGGUUUUUAGGUGCAGCCUAUAAACACUUGAAGCCUGAUUUUGAGGAUCGUACCGCCAAACAUUGAAAAAAGACGAAGACCAGCAGCAAUGUUUUUUAAUUUUUUUUAUUUUAAUUAACAAAUGUGUAGUGUAUACAAAUCUUAUAUAUCUCCUGGUGUUGCUGAAAAUAGUAUGCAUGAAUAAUCUGUAGCUAGAAGAUGUAACACGUAGCGAAUGCAGUCUUUCUAUUAGGGAUGCCAUCGGGUUAGAAAGAGGAUGACUUCUCAUAAUUGAAAAAAAUAAACAAGACAUGUUGGACGUUAACAAUAAACAUGGGCAGAAUUUUUCAUCUUAUUCACUGGGAAUAUUUUCUGCUCCUUUGCAAAAUUUGUGGGUCAGAUUUGUGGGCCAUAUUUUAUAAUUUGUCAUUUUAAAUAGAGCAGCAGUGGACUACCAUGAAAUAUGGUGUGACAAGACAUGAAACCCACAUGUGAUAAAUUGUCUUUUUUCUGUAUUUUCUUGUUUGAAGCAGAUGCCCCAUGGAGACAGUCCCCUGUCCGGCCACAAUGUGUCUACACAGUACCGCAUGCACUCCUACUACCCAGCAGCCCCCUACCUGACCCAGGGCCUGAGCUCCACCAUCUGUGUACCACCACUCUUCAGCGUGGAGGACAACAACAACAACAACAAUAACAACAACUGCUCUGAGACUAUGGCAGCCUGUGAGCGACACACACACACACACACACACACACACACACACACACACACACACACACACACACACACACACACACACACACUCACACUCUCUCUCUCUCUCUCUCUCUCUCUCUCUCUCUCUCUCUCUCACUCUCUCUCUCACACACACACACACACACACACACACACACACACACACACACACACACUUCUCAGGCCCCAUAAAGUUUUACCCAGAUUUUAUCAACAGUGUGGUUAAGUACAUCUAAGGGAGGAGUGCACCUAAGACAAGUGUGUCAUAAAAUUUAUAAGUUGAAAUAAGCACAGAGCAAAGCUUUUUUAUUCUAACUUUUACUCUUCUUACUUUUUUACUUUUACUCACUCUCUCUCAUACAGAACUGUUGCCAUAGGUGUAAAGCGCACAUUUUCUCAUGAGUCAGACACACACGUUCAGGUGUUAAUGUCUAACCCAUGUACUGACUAUUAGGGGUGGGAAUCACCAGUGGCCCCACGAUACGAUAUUUUCACGAUACUUGGGCCACGAUUCGAUAUUAUUGUGGUUUUAAACAUUUUGCGAUUAAUACACUUUUUUCAACUGCUUAGCUGAUAUAGCAUUUGUCUGUCCUUUAUGUUUGUCUUGUUUACACUGUAUUUUAUUUUCAUGUAGCACAUCUUAAAAACCUCAUGUGUCAGGUUCAUCUCAUUUGUGCCCUGCUUGCAAUCCUAAUGUCUUUUCCCAGGUGCUGCUGUAUUUGUUGCACUAACUUUCUCUUGCUCUAUGAUGUCACCUUUGCCAGCCUCACUGGACAAACACUUGAUUCUUCCAUUUCCAUAGAGUUGACUUCAUAUUGACAAUUAAUUUGAAAAAAAUGUAUACUUGGUAGAUGAGACGAUACGGUAUAUCACCAGACAAAAUAACGUGAUACUAUGCUGUAUCGAUUUUUUCUCCCAUCCCUAUCCCACUUGUUAUCCUUCUGUUAAAAGUAUGAUUAUAGGUUCAUUGAAGUCAUAUUCUUCUAUCUAGCUUUUAUCAUGUAAUUUAAACUUAAAUUAAAAACAGAAAUGAAUGCCCUUAAAACCUCAACAAAGCCCCAUGUUGAGUGUGUGUUUUCUGAUGGACUAAGUUCCAAUAUCACUGCAUCAUCAUCAUCAUCAUCAACAGUCCUCUCUUGGUGAAAUACAUGCCUGGCACCACCAGCAUCCAAACCCUAAAGAUCCCGCAUCCCACUCUCCUUGGACUUGCAUUUGUUUAUGACUUUCACCUGUCCGUUUCCUGUGAGGGUCCCACCUCAGCCCUCCUGCCGUGAAAAUGACACGCUCCAUUACAAGGGAACAAUAAUCUCAGCAGGUGGUCUCACAUUUGGUGUCAACUCAGACUCCCAACACAAGCAAAAAUAAAACCUCACUGAAUCUGAGAUUUUUUAAAAUUAAAAUAUUUUGCCUUGUGACCUCUUCAAACCAACCAGUCUUCACUUGCAACACUUGUUUUAGGUUUCUUUUUUUGAGGCAUUUAUCCCUCCCUUGUGUGUUUCUUUAAAAGUUUUUUUUUAUUGUAAAAUUCUCAGGGUGUGCGAGUUGCAUUAAAAUACUACAAAGUGGUGCAGUAAAACCUCACAGGGUAGGGUAAAAGCAGGAUAAAGCUAAUUACGAUAAGUGCUACAGCAUCUUUGCUGUAAAAAGUCUCUUAUUUCACCCGCACUCAAAUUUAAAGCUUUGAGCAUUUGUUCUUCUCUCUGUAAUGUGUCUCAGAAGAAAUUGAGCACUAUGAUGAAAAUAAUUAGCUCUCAGUAUCUGCUGUUCUACAGAGCUGCGAUUGAUGGUUUGUUAGAGGUUUGACUCAGCGUUGUGUUAUCUAAGACUCAGACUAAACUUCUGCUGCUCUCUCGAUACUCGUCACAGCCGAAUCCUGAGUGUGGGAGUGUGUCCUAUCUCCACGUGAGGCUGAAGAUGAGCCUUGUUACUGCAGAGGAGGCUCAUUGUUCGAGCCUCAGUGUCUAUGAAGCUGUGUGAAACAUUCAGAGGCUUGUCUGUUUCACUGUGUGUGCGUAAGACUUGGACUGUGUCCUUGACGUGGAUUCAAGGCUAAUCCACAUCUUAUCAGUCGAGUAUGAAUCAGUCUGCUGGGGUACAAGCGAGUUGUUCUUGUAACAAUCAAAUAGCAAACUUUUUAUCUGGAGUAAUGUGGCUGCACGAUUCCGAUUCCUUAACUUUUGUUCUUGUUUGGGUACGACUCAGCAGUCAUUGUCUAAUUAGUUGUAUUUCCCAUCACUUUGGGCGGCUGUUAUCCUGACUGACAAGAAGCUUUAUACAAGUCCAGGGGAGAUCUGUCAGGUCAUCUCCAUCUGUAAGUGCCAAAUACUCUUUAAAUCUACUACUAAAGCUACUACAAUUAGUACAAACCUGUUUCUACUCAGAUGUUUCGGUCUGCAUAUAAUGAUUGUAGGGAAAAAAUGACAAUAUGAUAAAAAUAUAUAUAUAUAAAAAAAAAAGUUCAUCGGAUUUUUCUAUUUACAGUCUAGCUCCCUGAAAACAUUUACAGACUAACAAAGCCAUAUGAAAAUAUCAUCAGUAGAGGAGUUACUCUUUUAUUUUUAUUGUUAAUGCCACAUAUUUGAACAGUGAUUAUGGGAUAAAUGUAAUUAGUUGUUUUAUUUCAUCCCCCUCAUAUACAUUUUGAACCCUUUGUUAGUGUAAAAUAAAUCUCUUCUCCUGACUUUGUAAAUGUAACGACCCGUAAGUCAACAAAAAGGAAAACUGUCAGCUUAAUUUAAAGGAUUCAUAGAAGUUCGCAGAGCAAUUUUCAGCAAUAUCCUUGUAACUCAAAAUAGGGAAGUAAAGAUACAAAAGUGUUUAUUUUCCUGGUUAGUUUUUCAAUUUAAGCUGCAAAUCUCUGAUUUGUGUCACUUUGAUGUUUGUGUAGCUCCGUAUCUUCUUGGAGGAGGAAAUAGCUGUGAGCUCUGAGCCUACCUGCCCUCCCUUCCUACCUGACUGCCAGCAGCGCUCCGUCAGAUUUAUCUCCCUCCCAGGAUAGGACUAAUCAGUUGGCCAAAUACAGAGAUCCAAAUAACCUUCAGGAGUGCCACGCUGUCCUUUCCCCCUCCUCUCCUCACCUCCUCUUCCUCUCUCACCCUCCCCUCUCUGCCCUCCCCCUCCGCAGGCCCCGCUGUCUCCGCAAAAUUGCCUUCUGGAGUUAGUGAGCGGGAACAGUUAAGAUUUACAAACAAUGAUGAAGCUUGUCAUGCGUCUUUCUCCAUCCGUCACGGCGGGCCGGGCGGAGCUGUGGGUAGAGCCGUCCUGGUGUUCUUCAUAAAAGCCAGCUCUCUGUGAAAUACGCCCCCGGCCGGCCUGUUUACUGCCCCGCGCUCGUCAGCAGCACCGCCGCCGUAAAUCGCAGAGCGGGAGGUGACAGCGCAGUCCAUCAAACUCCCACCCCACCUCUCUGCCCUCCCAACAUCUCACCUCACACUGCCAACCCCCCCCACCCCUCCUCCUUCGUAUAUACACACACACUCAUACUGUUUCUCCACUAAGAUCUACCCGAGAGGCUCAGAUGAGCUGCCCCAUGAGAGUUAUGGCUGUUUCAGUCUUACCGGAGACAGCUUCAAGCCGAGUCUGUCUGAGUUUAUGCUCUAUCUUCUCCCCCCUUUUUUUGUUUUUGUUUUGUCCUUGUCUAGACUACUCAAAAUUAAAAACUGCGCAAACUUUGCAAGACGAGCAACUUUUCCUAUCACGGUCUUACUUUUUUUUAAAACCGAAUUUAUACUAAGUGAGACCUCAAAAUCGAGCAGUGCCUUGCUGGCUAUACAUUUGUCUGUUUUGUUAUAUUGGUGUCAGCGCAGAGCGUACAGUAAUUUAAAUGCAAAUCAGAUUGUUGAGGUAUUGCAGAUGUUAAUCCUGCUAAUCGAUAGACCUGUGUGAGCCCAUUAAGUUAGAAAUCCAUUACUAUCUUUCUAGAUGAUAUUUUAUUGAUUUUUCUGGCUUCAAUCUAUACUGUACUGUACACCAAAGUGAGUUACUGCGUAUAAAGUCUGUCGUUUCAGGUCCUCCGCCUGCACUGAAAAAAGAACUUAAAAACGACAGAGAGAUUGCCUUCAGUAAGUUUCUUUGUUUCGUGUGCAAAAAGGGGCUUUACCUGCUUUCAGAACAGAUUACUCCAAACACCCACACACACUCUCUCACACACACACACAUACACACACAAACAAACAGAGGAGUUUGUUUCUUCAAACUACAUGUGCUGUACUCACACAAACAGUUGUGGCCACACUCAUUCUGUUGAAGUCAGCCAGGCCUGUCACUCUUUAGGAUUUAUUAAACCUGAAACAAAUCAGUACUUUCAACCUCAGAGGUGACCUUUGCAAAGGAAGUGCUGUUUCAUGUCAUGUAGCAGCAAGAGUUCAUUUCCUUGGUCACUGACACACCGGGAACAUCAGUCUAAGGAAAAGCAAAAACCAGGAGGAAGUUUGAAGGUGUUUCAGGUUUUAUUAUUUAGAGACACUAUGGCUGGUUGAGCAGCCUGGGUGUUUGUAUGUGGAGCUCCCACUUUACCUCUUGCUCUUCUGUAAUGUUGUAACACAGUGUGAAAUCAUACACUUGUGGUCAUUUGUCAAUGACAAUAUGUGUAAUGAUAUUACACUGUUGUGGGAUCAGUAUUAGAGUGUUUGCAGAGCUGUUUUACAGCACUCAUGUUGACUCACAGUAUAAAAGUCCUUUCUUGAUUAUUUUCCACUUUUCUGUCUCUCUUAAUAGGUAUUGGUCUAGAGAAUUAGUGUUUUGAGGGAUGUAUCUGGACAUCCAGUUAUUUCAUGCAGUAGGCUCGUAGGAUGUCCAGAUACAUCCUUGCAAAGAGAAAAGCCUGCAUGCUUCUUUUGCUCAGCUUCACCAUUUCUUAAAAAACAAACAAAAAGAAACACAUUUGAGUUCCUCUGGACCUUUUUUAAGUGUGCUCUAUAAAACAAAUAAGUCAGUUAAAGCUCAAAGUACUCCCUUAAAAUGUCUUUUUUUUCUCAACUUGAGAGUAUGAAGUUCACUUGUCAUUGGUACAUUGGCUGGAAAUGUAAAUAUUUUACAAUAUCUUAGCAGUAGGAUCCUAGAUUGAAAUACUCUAUUGCUAACCCCUCUGGUCAGUGAAGUGACGGUGGCCUUUGACGAGAAAAAAUUCCUGUGAUGUAUGAUUUGACAAAUCCAUCUUAGCUUAGCAACAUUUCUGUUUGUUUUUCCGCAGAUGCAUUUUUCACAGCUGUUCACUAAGUCAUUUUUCCAUUCAGUGCUACUGUGGAGACAUGAUGUUUGUUGAUGGCGUCCUCUGUGAAAUAGGACCAGCUCCGGUUUAUUUAUAAGAGGCUGAUUUGAAGUUCAUAAUAAACAAAAUUAUUAUUAUUUUUUAUUCAGGAGAUCAAAUGUUUAUUUUAAAUGUACUUGUGAAUAUUAUAUUCAAAACUGCACACUGUAUCUUUAAAGUGGGGUAAAAGGCAGGAAAUUUACAAACAUUUAAAGCUAUAAUGAGAAAAUGUAAAAAGAUUUAAAGGUCAUCAACAGCUAACAAAGUGAAAGGUCACAGCUCAGAGUCAGGAUUUAGUUGAGGACACAGUAAAAACACACAACAGCUUUGCAUGUUCUUUAACCCUAUCUGGCAAACCUUUAAUUUAUUGUCUUUUUAUCUUUUUUUUUCAUAACAAAAAUGUUCUGGCUCGGAGCUUACAAAGUGCAAUAGUUUUGUGAGUUUGUUCACUAAUGUUCACUUUUUAAUGGGGGGAUGAGUGGAGGCAGUGAUAGCCUGAUAGCAAUCGUUCCAGCAGAAGUUUUAGUGCUUUAUAUCAUCGUGUCUCGUAGUAAAACUUGUAAAUAUUUUAAUGUUUAGCAGGGAUGAUGCUGCCUCCAUGAAAGCCCUUGAAAAUCUCCACAUCCCCUCCCAGUCGCUCCGAAAAUAAAUGCAGCUCAGGUGGAUGUAAUGACUCAGUGAUUCAAUCUGUAAGUAAGGGCCAGCAGCAGGGAGGCGAAAGGAUCUUGCUGAGCGCUGUUAGACCCCCGAGGGCUCUGUUGUGUGUCUCUCUGCCUCUUGGUUACAGUUUAAAGGUCCUGUGUGGCCUGUCAGGUUGUCUGUCUCUCCCUGCUGUGCUGCUAAGUGCUCUGAUAACCCGGGGCGCUAUGGAUGGGCUAAAUACUGGUGUAAUUGUCUGUUCAGGGCACAAGCACUGUUGUAAUGUGUUGUACAACACCACCAUUAACACCGGCCUGAGGCUGAGGGGACAUUAAAUGGCCGGGGCUGUGUAGUUUAUGUCCUCUUCCCCACACUCUCUAUUUCCCUCUCUCUCACUUAAACACACACACACUCACACUCAUACCUGAAAGGGAAGUAAAUGAAAAGCCUUUUUUAACUCUUUUUAUUUUGAGUCUUUCUAUGCUCAGCAAUAUAUAAAAAAUUAGAGAAUUUUUGGUGUAAUCGAGUCAGUUUAUGUACAUGCAGUAUUUGCAGAAUUAAGAAAAGGUCAUAUUAAAGUUGUUUUGUCUGUAGAAGACUUUUCUAAUGUUAAAAUCAUUAAUAACUAGAAAAGCACUCGGAGAGUGCAGACCUCCGCCAAGCAGCUCAUGUCCCCCCCUUAUAUUGUGAUUCACACCAAAACUUUUACUGUUACGUUUCUUUUAUUAACUUUUAUUUGUGUUUAAACUGGUAUGUUCACUGUUCAUAAUGUUCCUAAAACAACAAAGCUCAUAUUAGAUAAAUAAAUGCAUGAUUUAUUAUGCAAUAUUUGUAAGCGUACACUUCCUUGUAUCUUCAUUGGUUGUCUUUCAGCAUUGAAAAUUCCAAUGCCCCCCUUUUUUUGUGUGUUCUGGAUCAUAGAAUCCGGAAUUUUGUCUGGAUCAGGAUCAACCUUUGACACCUCAUAAAACCCAUUGAGAUCCUUUUGUGUGAUUUUUUUACUAAAGACUCUGGACAUUUUUAUAGAGUUCAAUGCAAAAAUUCCAAAAUUUGCCCUAUCUCACAAUGAUAAAGAAUCCUUCAAAAAAUUCCUGGAUCCAGAAGGUGAUCCAGAUCACCACCAAAAUGUAAUGGGAUCCUCCUGGGGCUGAGACGCACCUCUGGUGAAAAUUUCAGGUCAAUCUGUCUGUAACUUUCUCCGUAAAGUUGCAAACAGACAAACAAACAAACAAACAAACCAACGCUACCAAAAACAUAACCUCCUUGGUGGAGGUAAUAAUCUCUUCUGGUUCAGUUGAUGAGAUCAGAGCGUCGCUGCUACAAACACUAGAAUUAUUUCUAUUUCUAAUUAGGUUAUUUCAGUCGCCUUAAUUUUGAUGAAUCAUCAAGCAGCCACUAGUAUUUUCACUUUUCAUUUUUCCUUUUACCUAAAACCUUUUAAAAUCCUAGCAUUAAUUAUGGUGGUAUAACUCUCUUGUAACUGUAAUAUUUUGUUUGCUAAUAAACUAGGUUGAUAGAAAUCCACAUUUUUUUUAACACAGAAUUAACAAGGCCUUCAUAGAAAAAAGGCAGAAUUUGUUAAAUGACAAAUAUCAAAUGUUAAACCUUUAAGAGAAAUAUCCCUCCCUGUUACAGUUUGCUUUACAUUCAGUGUGUUAUUCACUAAUGUACUUAAAAUACAAUCAAAGUCGAUCUGAUGAGCUCAUCAUUCUUAGAUAUUUCACUUCAUGGGUUCAUAUUUCUCAGCUCAUUUGAUGGUUGUUUAACAUCUCAACUUAAUUAGAUUUUUCUUUAAGAAGGCAUCAUGACUCUGUCUCAGUUUUUGUGCUACUCUGCUCCUGUCCACGUGCCUCUCCAUCCUCCAUCAGCCUAGCACUGGAGUGGUGAGUGAAGACUGAUCUCAGUCUUUGCAGUUAAGUGGCUCCAUCCUCUGUCUUUGCGCUCAUUACUAAAACCUAAAGCUAGAACGAUCCUGUUUUUUCAACUGUAUAAAUACAGUAUAUGUAACAAACCCAACUUUAAUUUGGGUUAGUAAGGUACUAAUAAGCAUCAACCAGGUACAGCUUUUUUACUUUUUUAUAUAAUAAUGUAAUUUCAUAAUGAACACAAGACUUUUACUUUUUUAAAGUAUUUUUUCAGAGUGGUAUUAAAGCGUAAAUUACUUGGAAUUGCAUAACGUGUCACAGACAUGACUAAUCAUACACCCUUUGGCCCUCAGCUUUUUAUUUAUGUUUCAUGCGGAUAUUAAACAUCAUUAUCACUGCUUAGACACAAGCUGACGUUUGCUGCUUAUUACCACUGAAUAAUAAUUUCUUAAAAUACUCAAAAUAGUUUUCUACUACAAGUGCACACAGUUUAAACAUCUGUAAUCGUCAUCAGUCAUGUCAAAAUUAUAAUUAUUAACCACAUGUAGAGUUUGGUUUAUUGUAAAGCCUGAAAUCAUUUCUGCAUUUGUCCAAUGAAAACAGAGGACUGCGGACACAGAACACGUGCGAAUAAAAUGCUUGAAUAAAAUGUAACAUAGAAAUCUUCACACCCUUGAUAAAAGAAACCCACAUUUCCCAACACAAAUGAGCUGCUGUGUUCUCAGUAUCUCUGCUCCAAACUAACUCUGUUAGUCACAGUUUCCUCACCUCAUCAUGCUCUUUCAGCCACUCUCCUUGUUUUUUCUGUUUUUGUGCAGCGGCUCAGCAGGGAUUGAUAAAUGAUGUUGCCUUGGCAGCUCUCUGAAACAGCUGAACGACUUGGAUAAACACAUAUGGCAGCUUUAGCACCCACGGGAGGCGUCCUUCUCUCCAUAGCAAUAUAUUUCACUCUUCCUGUGUCCUUUACUUUGGCAUUUUUCUUACCCUGUCGACUCGCAAUGAAUCUCAUGUUUAAAAUGUAGUGAUAGAAAAGUCCCGCAAAUAUUGAUCGGCCCGCCUCAGCUCAUUAUUGCAUAUCCAUAACUUUUCGACGGACGGCAUCAGAGAGCCAGGCGAUAGACUGACAGGCCAUUUUGUGAGUUGAUGGGGCACAGUAGCCGAAAUGGAGAUUUAGCAUAGGGACGAGGGCUGUGUCACGCCUCUCCGGCAGUCAUCUUCACCAGGGACAGAUUGGUUAACAAUACAGGAGCAAAGGUUCCUCUCUGCUUAAUUAGCCUUUGACCCCAAACACUGAUGCCUCCUGUCAGCUUGCGUUUGGCCCUCAGCUUGUCAGCUCCAUGAGAAACCAAUAAUGAGCAUUUAAGUGUCUGUGACCCCUGUAAUGGCUGCAUAAGAGACUGCAUCCCUUUCAGCAAUUGUCUCAACAGAUCCUCAGCUUUGAGACAAGAAUGAGAAAUACAUAGACGGUUUAAUUGCACACACACUGCAGGAAAAAAAAGUCUAUUUAGAUGUAAAGUAAUUCAGUGUCUUGAUUUGGGAAGCAAAUGAAAUGAACUGUACUCAUAACCAGAAAUAACCCUUCGCAGUUUGCCUUCUCAGAAACAGUGGCUUUUGUGAUGAGGUUGCUCACCUGUUUACUUAGCUCUUAGAGGGUGGGCAAAAUCGGAAGUAUUCCUAUUUUUUUUAUUUUAUUCUGUUUGACACAAAGUGCAUUUUACCUUUGACUUGUUCAAAUCAUGAACAGAAACUGUUUCUUCCUUCAAACCUUGUAGAAUUAGUAGUCUCUCAAAAAGGUCAGGUGUGAGCAGUGGUUUGAAACUGAGGGUGAAGGUGUGCAGUGUGAACAUCAGCUGAGAGCCCUGAGCCUCCACUCUUCACUGCUCAGUAUUUAAAGCCUGCCUGCCUGCCUGUCUGCUCUUUGACUGAGUUUUCUGGGUCAUUAAUUCCUGCUGCUGGCUGAUGAAGAGCCAGACAUCCAUGUCAUUUCUGGAGAGGGGAGUGUCCAUCUCUACAAGGGGUUGUCCUCAGCUGGACACCUAUAAGACCUUCUCAAACUGGCCUGGGACAAUUUUUUUAGACACAGCUCGUAUCAUUUUAAUGGGGGCCAUUUAAUCCCAGGCCAACCUUGUCAUGUGACAGGCAACUCUUCAUUCUUAAGAUUGAAUUUGUGUUCCCUUGAUGAUGGCCUCCACUAAGUGCUCUUGUCCUCAUGCAGCACCCACAAAUCCAGACAGCUGAUUGUUUUCUGGUAACUUCUAGGUUGGCUGUUGAAUAUUGCCACACUGAGCAAAUUGAAUCUGCAGAUCAAAACUGAGCCAUGGUUCAGAGCUUUGGAAAGGUCACCGUUUCCAUCUAGAAAGGUCUAUUGAAAAUGCUGAGAUACAUCACCCUGUUCAUUUUAGCUCAUAUCAUCGGCCUCUUUGUUCUUUUAAUAGGGUAGUGUAAAUAUUAAUUGUGCCGGGUCCUCCAGCUCACGAUGUAAUAUUCAUGUCUGUGCAUGAGACCACAGAAAGGUGUUUUAAAGUCACCAUGUUUAGUUCUCAAUAGGGGUGCAAAGGGGCGGAAAAUUUCUGGUAAAUUUCCAGAAACUUUCCAUGGGAAGUUAAGCCUGGGAAUUUUGAAAAUAUACCAAAUUGGAAACUUUCCAUGAGAAUUAUGGGAAUUAACUGGAAAUUGGGGGUAAUUUAAACAAACAGUAUACUAUCCAAACAUAAAUGUAAAUAUUUUUCCUUCAACAAUUAGCUUGUGUGAAAUCAGAUCGUGAACGUGGCAUUUUUCUGUAGAAUAAAAAUAACAGAAAGGUUGUAAAAACACUAAUGCAAUGGCAUGAACAGAAAUAUAGUUGGCUAAACAACUGCAAUGGUUUUCAAAAUAUUUGACAAUUGAUUUAUAAAUUAUUGUAUGGUUUCAGAAAACCGUCUUGCAGGAGUCAGAAAAAAUAGCAUCACAUUUGAGGUAGCUACUAGGGAUGUUCCCAGCGGUUAAUUUCACUGACGUUUAAACGACUAUUUUGAAAUAGCCCAAAUUGAGCACAUGUCAAUCGAUAUGGCCAGAUAUCAUCUGAAAUGAAUAUUAAGAGUACAUGAAAGCCAUGCUUAUAAUAUUAAAAAUAUGUUACAGAAUUGUAUUUCAGCGCUGGAGAAUGACAUAAAGUACAUGAAAGAUUGAAACAAUUAAGCUCCGAUCUGCUGCGCUCAAGCCAAGCAGCCACUUGUGUGCCAUUUUUAUCUAAAUCAAAAUACUCCCAAACUUUGCUCUUUUUUCUCACCGACAUUGCUCUGGCUGAUCACAUGUGUUGAUUCACUUUGAGGAUGUUAACCCACGAUGCCAUGCAUGUUGCAGGCCAGCGCUGCGAGCCCAGAGCAGCGAGCCAGGCAGAAAGAGUCGCAUGCAAAUGAUCCACACAUUUUAGCUCGUUUAAUGCGCACUUUUAUUAAGACAUGACAGUAAAAACGGAAUCUUUUUUUUAAUAGAAUAAACAAAUAUUAUUUAGUAAACGGAUAGUAAGGACAGGCCCGUUUACACAGAUAUCCGAAUAACCGCGCACAUCCCCAUACCACUAGCCUGGCUGUGUCAUCCUGCUGCGUGAAUCACUUGACGUUCCUUCCCACAACAGUCUGGACUUCGGCCCAUUGGAAGCCCUGAAAGUGAGUGGGAGUACUUUCCUUGAUAGAAAGACUACUGUAACCAAUCACCGUAACCAAGCAUCUGACAUCAUCACAGAUGCUUGGUUACGGUGAUUGGUCACAGUAGUACAUGGACCAAUCAGGGGCUGCCUUUCCCUGUUGUCCGGGUAACAGUGAAAACACGGUCUCUGAUUGGCCCGGUUAUUUUCUGAUCGGGAAUACACGCUCCCAAUGGGCCAAAGUCCAGACUGUUGUGGGAAGGAACGUCAAGUGAUUCACGCAACAGGAUGGCCCAGCCAGGCUACUAUACCACCCCCAUAAUAAGCUAGCCCCUAAAUGGUCAAUAAAAUGAAAAAUAACUCACAUUCAGCACCUUUUUUAUGUAAUUUUCCUCGCAAGUUAAAUAUUAACACUAUUUUAGAUCAAAUCUAUUUACCCCAUAAUAUUAUCAAAACUUACUUGACUUUAUAUAGUCUGUGGGCUCAAAUGUCUUGUGCUCUGGGCUCAAAAGUGUGGCCUCCAUAGUUCAAGAAAUCAUCUGUGCGUGUGAUGGAGGAAUGCACAGUGCAUGUAGGGGGUGUGGCCUCAAUAGCCCUGCAGUAAGCAGUGUGCUGUGUGCAUGUGAUUGAGGAGUGUACUUGCAUUAAAUCUGGUUGUUUUAGCCAAGAUUAUGCUACAAUAUAUUUUCCCCAACUAUAUUUAAGUUCCCUGUUGAGGGCCAAAUUUUGAUUUAGUAAAUUUCUGAUUUAUUCCUGUUGAUUCCCAUAUAUUCCCAUUAAUUACCAUGGAAAGUUUCCAACUUUGAAAAUCCCCAGAAUUUUGCAACCCUAGUUCUCAAUAUCUUGUGUCAAUAAGUUGCUCAGUAUUUCAGUUUCUCUCCUGCAUCCGUGUUUUUAUUUUUUUGAUUUCUUAUUUCAAACUUGUAAAGAAAGGACCACCUAAGUUUACCUGGUUGAUAAAUGUGCCAUAACAGUGACAAUGCAUCCAGGUGAGUGAGCCUAGCUCUUCUCUGAUGUGUCUGAAGUGUCAAAGCUGAACAGAGGGGGUACAUCCAGACUACAUCUUUGUCACAAAUCACUGCAUUACACUACUUAGUUUACCUGCUACUGUGGCUGCAUCUGCAUCAGCCAAAGUUAAUCUCGGUUGGGUGCAGACUAGAACCAAAAUGUGUGUGUACAAACACCAGUGUAUUCAAACUGGUGAUGAUCAUGUAGCAAAACCCGAGUCACAGCAGAUUUUAUUAGAUCUGCUUCACCGCCCACCCUCACACAUUCACACACACCACACCUACAGCUUUCCUCUCUUUGUACACACAACAGCAAUGUCCCGCCCUGCCUUCUGCUGCUUCUUGUUCAUUUAUGUAUCUGACCUUUUUACGAAUUUCAUUUAUCAACAAGGUUCAAGAAGACUCCGAAUUAACAAAGCUUGUUAUUUGAACACACACUUGAGCGGCAUUACAAAAAGGUACCAUUUAAAUAUUUGAUUCAUUACUUUUAAACAAAUUUCAACCAAAAUCCUAGUCUUAAUAAAGAGCAGGCUUUUUAAUGGCAUUAAAUUUUCCAGUGAUCCAAGACCGAGGGUCAUUAAAGUAUUCAUGUUUUUCUGCCCAAUGAUUAUCAUCUUUAAAUGGAUAUAUUAUCUGCAUUUGUACUGCUGAAGUUUCAGUGACUGAAGAAACUCAUUCACAUCCCUACCUCUUAAUGCAAAGCUGUGUGAGUGUGCACAUGUGUGUGUUUACUUAAGUGUUAUCAGCCCGUAUGACCCUUGUGUGCGGUGGAUGAGUGUGGAGUAUGAAACCCACAGAGAAAGCUUAUCUUACUGGAUCAGACUGAAUUACCAUCUCCUCUCACAUCUGGGCUUUUGUUCUCCUGCUUGGCAGCAGUAGAAAUGAUUGCACCUUCAUUCGCUCCCUCCCUCCUCUCCUUCAGCAGGACAAGUGGGAGGUUAAAAAAGCUUCCUUUUGUUAGUCCACACAAAGACUGUUUAAUAGUUUGAAAUCUUAUAUAGAGUGCUGAGUGACUGGGAAAAGGGCAAAAGUUCAUUCAGGAGAAUAAACUCUCUUUCAACAUUGCUAACAGGUAAAAUUUCUCCUGUUACAAACUGUUUUAGUCUGUACACGGCCUGAGCCUCAAAUAGAUGUAGACGGACAAAAGCGCCUCUGUUUCUAUGGUUCACACAGAGAGAUGCAGUAAGUGCAGUUAAUACAUAUACUGUGCUGUGUGCAGAAUUGUUCUUUCACACCUGAAACCUGAGAGAUCUCACUGAUACCUGGAAGGUUUUUUGGUUGCUGCGGACUUAAAAUUAAGAUCAGAAUUAUUUAAUGUUAGGGUUAGGGUUAAAAAUAUCAAAAUGAUUUCCUGAUACCUUGAAGUUCGGCACUAAGUAUGCAUUCAGAAUGAAAACUACAGAAUUUGUAAACGUGAAUGUUGAUAGUGAAAGUGUUUGGUUUGUGGUUUGCAGUUUUGACGGCGUGUGUUCCUGCAGUCAUUUGCUGUGCUCACUAAUAGUGACUUUAGCCUCUGGCAGUAUCAUUUUUCUAAACAAAACCAAUGCAUCUUUCUGAUCUUCAGCACCAAAAGUGCCCAAGGUGCUGAUGGCCCCUUUGUCACUUCCGUCUCAAUGACCAAUCAAAAUCAAGAAGCCAUUUUUCACAGCUGCGAAACCUAGGAACCUAUUUCUUUCCGUUGCUCUUAACUUUUUUUGUGUAGUUUUCUUAAAAUUGAAUUUAUCUUGUCAUCAAACAGACAGCAUUGAUUCUUCUCUAUGACCUAUAAAAACAAACCUGAUCAUGAGCCAAGAGAUUGACUGUCUUUAUUUGGUGUAAUGGCUGUGUGAGGGGGUAGAUGUCACAGCAUGGUAAGAAAAAACCCAUGUAAACUUUUUUCAUGAUAGGUGAUACAUUUGACUGUUAUGAGAAAGCCGGAUGAGAUUUGUUUUGUCUGAUAACAGGACAAAAUCAGCAAAGAUAGAAGGUUUGUCCUUGUCCACAGGGGGAGCCAAAAUUCCUUAAGUUCCUUAGAAGAGCUGUAGACAAAUGUCAAGUUUGGAGAUCAAUUUAGGACCAACUUAAUGGUUAGUUAUUUACUAGUGAAGGUCCUUACACACCGGGUCCGACACAAAUAUAGAACGCAAAAUUAUGAAAUAUUCAGAGGCGAAUUUUGACGCCCCUGACUAAACACAUCAAGCACGAUGCGAUUUUGCGACUUUACGGGGGGGGGGGGGGGGGACACAUCCCUGAGUCGGGGCCAGUACCAGUAAGGUUGUAGGCACUGCUAGCACAAAAAUGCAGCUAGUGGACACAGGCCCUAAAAAUCUGUGUGCUGUGCUAAAGGGUGGGAAAUCCAUCCAACAUAGUGCUAUCCUGCAUCCAUCGGCCAAUACCUCAUGACAGCUUUAACAUACACUCACCGGCCACUUUAUUAGGUACACCAUGAUAGUAACGGGUUGGACCCCCUUUUACCUUCAGAACUGCCUCAAUUCUUCGUGGCAUAGAUUCAACAAGGUGCUGGAAGCAUUCCUCAGAGAGCUUGGUCCAUAUUGACAUGAUGGCAUCACACAGUUGCCGCAGAUUUGUCGGCUGCACAUCCAUGAUGCGAAUCUCCCGUUCCACCACAUCCCAAAGAUGCUCUAUUGGAUUGAGAUCUGGUGACUGUGGAGGCCAUUUGAGUACAGUGAACUCAUUGUCAUGUUCAAGAAACCAGUCUGAGAUGAUUCCAGCUUUAUGACAUGGCGCAUUAUCCUGCUGAAAGUAGCCAUCAGAAGUUGGGUACAUUGUGGUCAUAAAGGGAUGGACAUGGUCAGCAACAAUACUCAGGUAGGCUGUGGCGCUGCAACGAUGCUCCAUUGGUACCAAGGGGCCCAAAGAGUGCCAAGAAAAUAUUCCCCACACCAUGACACCACCACCACCAGCCUGAACCAUUGAUACAAGGCAGGAUGGAUCCAUGCUUUCAUGUUGUUGACGCCAAAUUCUGACCCUACCAUCCGAAUGUCGCAUCAGAAAUCGAGACUCAUCAGACCAGGCAACGUUUUUCCAAUCUUCUAUUGUCCAAUUUCGAUGAGCUUGUGCAAAUUGUAGCCUCAGUUUCCUGUUCUUAGCCGAAAGAAGUGGCACCCGGUGUGGUCUUCUGCUGCUGUAGCCCAUCUGCCUCAAAGUUCGACGUACUGUGCGUUCAGAGAUGCUCUUCUGCCUACCUUGGUUGUAACGGGUGGUUAUUUGAGUCACUGUUGCCUUUCUAUCAGCUCGAACCAGUCUGGCCAUUCUCCUCUGACAUCUGGCAUCAACAAGGCAUUUCCGCCCACAGAACUGCCGCUCACUGGAUAUUUUUUCGGACCAUUCUCUGUAAACCCUAGAGAUGGUUGUGCGUGAAAAUCCCAGUAGAUCAGCAGUUUCUGAAAUACUCAGACCAGCCCUUCUGGCACCAACAACCAUGCCACGUUCAAAGUCACUCAAAUCACCUUUCUUCCCCAUACUGAUGCUCGGUUUGAAGUGCAGGAGAUUGUCUUGACCAUGUCUACAUGCCUAAAUGCACUAAGUUGCCACCAUGUGAUUGGCUGAUUAGAAAUUAAGUGUUAACGAGCAGUUGGACAGGUGUACCUAAUAAAGUGGCCGGUGAGUGUAUAUCUGCAAGUGCAGCUACUCUGCUCUUGUGCUGCAUUCUGGCAUUUAAAGUCAUACAACAAAGGUGGACAGAAUAGCCAUGAGAGAGAAAUGCCACUCCAGGGCCUAGAGUGGAUGGAAUAAGUUCAUAUUAAAGCUUCUUUGAGAAGUUUUUAGCUAGAUAUGAAAUAGACUAACAUUAAUACUGAUGCCUCUUCAUGACCUACAGAGCAUGCAAGGCUGUAAAUAAGGUUUAUGUUUUCUUUAUAGUUAGUUUUAAUUGCUGUCAAAGCCUCUACAGGGCAGGUGUCAGUUGAGAUUAACAGCAUCUUGACAAAACGGCUUUUUUUAUCACAUUUCUCAGCAGAGAAUUAUGAUGGAUGGGAAGAUAGGCUGUGAAAAGAAAAUGCAGGAAAUUUUUCAAACCUCAAUUCAUGUAUCUUAGCUAUGUCACUUUGUUGAUCUUCUUUAUUUCACAUGGCUCUAAAUGAAAUGUUUUUGUGCUUCUGACUUGACUAAAAGGUUAAUUUUAGUGUCUGAGAAGUGCUUUUUCAGUUUUGCCAGUAUAACUGAGACCAAAAACUAAAUUCAACAGAAUAUGUAGCUUACAAUAAAACAUAACUAGCUAAUUGUUUGUGUUUAAUUAGUUUCAUGAUGUCAUUAAGAGGUGCUCUGAUGCUAAUUGAGAACGAGGCUUUGUGGUGUUUCAGCAACAUUAAUCUGAAUUAAACAGGAGAGCAGAGGACAGACAGAAGCAGCAGAGAACAUGUGUAGAGCAGCGUGUCAUGAUUUAACAUCUCCAGUGAAACUAACACGUCCAGUUGCUCCCAGCCUUUAAUUACAUCAUAGAUUUCCUGCUGAUGAACAGGCAGAGAAUUAACAGCGAACAGGCUAAUUCACAGCCGCUCUCCCCCCACCCACACGUUGUUAUUGCUUUACAAGUAGACCACUGAGGGAUAAGACCGAAAGAGCACGGAGCACUUAGCUACACAAACAUUAGUAUUAACGAUUGAGCUGCCUGUUUGGAAUUGGUGACAUACUGCAGACGGGCAAAAAUUGGAGUCUGAAACCAAUCAGGAAGUUAAUGAGGAGAAAAAUUACUCCUCUACUCUUCCCUCCCACCACUGCUGAGGAGGAGAGGGAGGGGGGAGGGAAUAGUGGCCAAUCAAAAUGUCCUAGGAGUCUGAGAAAAGAACUGACAUCAGCUUUUGUUGACUCUUGAUAAAAGCAGCAAGUCUUAAAUUGCAUCUUGAUUACUGUAGAUCACUGAGAGCUUUGAAGGAACUGUUUCUGUCAUAUUGAAACACGGCUCGGGUCACAGCUUACCGUGCCAAUGGUGUAAUUAAAAGAAGAGAGAAAAAAGUGGCUCAAAAUAUCCUGUAAAAAUACUCAUAUAUUUGUUUUUUAUAAUCAUGGUGUUUACAGCUAAUGGUUGUUUAAAAAAGUUCAACAUCGAAUUCAUUCUGACACUAAAAAAAAUGUGAUAUCAUGUGUCACUACAGGUGGUGUUACUCCAUCAGGUAGCAACAGCUGCGAGCACCUUGGUUUUCAAAGCCAGAAUAGGUGCUCACAGCUGAAGUUUCUGCUGCUCUUUGACACCAAAGUUCCCACAGAGGCAAACCUGAGGCCUUUAGCAACAGGUUAAUUUAAAGCUAGGGGUGUCCUGAUACCAGGGCACGACCAAUUUAUCGACGAGCCGAUUAAAUCAGCCAAUUUUAGCCCGUUUGAGACUAACCGGUAAUCGGCCAAAACUCGCUGAUUUUCGCCAAUAUUUUCAGAAAUAAAAUGCGGAGGAUAAGAUUCGGUUUCACUUCAAAAAUCUUUCUCCAUUUGAAAAGUUCCCCGACUUAACCUGUAGAUGACGCAGCAACCUCGUGACAGUCUUCAUCCACUAACUACCUCAAAGCACAGCAGAGUGACGGAUCUGAAGCAGGCAGCUCAGGGACACACAGAGGAGAGUGGCCCGCCUCAUCGGUAAAUAAAGCAGUUUGUGAAAUACAGAAUAAGUCAACAAGUUUCAGUUCAACCCACUUCACGAUGUUCCCUGCUGUGCUGGUCUCAGUCACGCUGAGUUAACGGUGAAGCACCAUGUAAUCUGCAAGUUAGAGUUAGCCACCAGCUAUUAGCCUUGCUUCACUGUUAGCUGUGCCAGUAAUGGUAGAAUAAACAACAGAACACAUUUCUGGUCCAAGUUUGAUCAGUCAGUCUUCCUUUUGGCAUGAAGAGCAUUAGCCUACAGUAUAUAUAUAUAUAUAUAUAUAUGUAUUAAAAAUCGGCAGAUUAAUCGUUAAUCGAUUAAUCUAUAUCGGUCAGACCCUAAACGAUACACAUUUUUUACUCCCAAUACGAUACCGAUAUUGUAGCCUUCAGUUUUGGCCAAUACUGAUAUUGAUCUGAUAUUGGCACAAAAUUGUGCAUGACAAGUUUUGCACUCAGCUGCAACACUUCUGCCACAUGGCCGACAUCACUCCAACUCCUUGCUACUUUGUUAGUACCUUAGUGCACACUGUUGUUGUGAUCACGUGGGCUCUGCAUGCUGGAUCCAGGCACUGCUGGAUAAAGGUACCAAAGUGGAGUCUGGAAUAGACUGCUUGUAUUGGAGUGCUGGUAUCAGAGAUUUUAGAUGCAAGCUGAUUUAACCCGAUAUUUGAUUUUUUUGCUGAUGUCGGACUGAUAUCUGAUAUCAAUAUCAUAUCGGGACACCCCUAAUUGAAGCAUGUUAAGUUGUUGCUUUUAAUCGUUAAGCCCCGAUACUUACUUCAAACAUUUUUUUCCACUCUAAAUUUUCACUCCUAAAAUAAUUCAUAAUACGAAGGUCAAAAAUAUUAUCCAUGUUGUAUUAUCCAUAUUGCUGAAUGUUAUUAAAAACAAAGUACUUUGCCAGGCAGAGAUUAGAUGUGUUGGACUCCUUCCCUCAGACUGAUUGAAGUUGAUGUGUGGGAAACACUGUACUCAGUGUGGUUUUAAAAACAAUGGUGUGAAGAAAUAACAGACUGUUGCUAUGAACCAACCAUAAGACUGAUUUAUCACCAAGCUUCAAUCCACAUUGACUUAAAGUUGAAGUUAUGAAAUCUGUGUUGAACUGUGUUGUUGACUGUCAUGGCUUCAAUGUUGUGUUCAGUUUUUCUCAAGUGUGUUAAGAGUCCACAGUGAUUAUAACUAGAGUAAUUUUUGAAUGCUUGUUCAUAGCCGAAUGUCUGCUGGCCUCCCAGUUUUAUUUCUGUUAUUACUGUAUGAGCAGCGCAGUAUCUGUAGACAAGUGUUAAAAUGGGUGGGUGCACAAAGCUCUGAUGUUAACUGUAAAAGAUCUGAUGGUUUUUGUUUAGUGUGCGCUGUCUUCCCAUUUUGCUGACUGCUUCAAUUUGCCAUAAAUCCUGAGCUUUGGUAAGAAUGCUUUUAGUGUACAGUUAAAUUUAUAUCAGGCCAAUAGCAGAGAGGACCAUUUGUUCUGCAGUGCCGAUGAUACCACUCUGCUCUUUUCUCUGUCUCACUACAGUAUUUUCUAUUCACCAUUUUUAUUUACCCGCCUCACAAUACAAAGACAUUUUUUAUUUUAUGGGAGCUGCUGUUCUGUCUACCUACACCGGCCAAUAGAAAUUUAUCAUAUUAAUGCCUUUGUGGAGUAUCCAAGGAGAAGAUUUGCAGCUCAAUAUCUGAAAGAGAGGAGAAAUAUUUGAAGUCUAUUUCUUUUCAAAAUAAAUGAACAUAGUUUAUCAAAGUGCGACAAAAAAAAUCAGUAUUUUUUUCUGUAUGCCUUGGUAAAAGUUAUCCGAGGUGAAGCAAAAUACAUUUCAGGAUAGCCCGGGUGGUGGAUGUGUUGUAGGAGAUGUUGAGAUAUUACAAGGGACGGGAUAUAACAACAAAAAGUUGACAAAUGCAUGACGCAUCUGCAAGUUGUAAAAAUACAGCAACAUUUGAGGGAUUUAAAAUGACAGCAACUUUUCUGAAGCUUUUCCCCACAGUUUUGGAAAUUUUACACUACAAAUUCAAAUUCAACCAGAAUCAAAAUUGGCUUAAACUUCUUACCAUAAAAACAAAACAAAACAAAAACGUGCAGUCGUAUUUGUAGGUUGGCUUUGUCAUGUAGUGGGCUGUCUUAAACCUCUUCUCAUAACCUUUCUUCAGCAUAUAACAUUGUGUUUUAGAUUUUGUUAAACUGAGAAUACAAAAUACACCUUUAACCAAUGAAAAAGGAGCUUUGUGUGGCAUGAUCUAAUCUCAUAAAUGUUUCUUGUCUUUGUAGCCUACUCACCUGGAGGUGUCUCUACCACUCAAGACUCCACCCUGGCCUACAGGUCUAUCAGCUGCCUGGUCAGCUCCGUCAACACCGAGUGCGAGGCCAGCAGCGAGACCCCAAACUUCACUGUUGACUCCAUCAUGAACGGAGAUGCUACCAAAUAA
Molecule: messenger RNA, 29138 nt
Organism: Xyrichtys novacula (pearly razorfish)
Lineage: Eukaryota; Metazoa; Chordata; Actinopteri; Labriformes; Labridae
Source: the annotation of a GenBank genome assembly